This is a messenger RNA of Sclerotinia borealis F-4128, 1791 nucleotides long. The record is from the annotation of a GenBank genome assembly. Lineage: Eukaryota; Fungi; Ascomycota; Leotiomycetes; Helotiales; Sclerotiniaceae.
AUGGCUCCUUUUAUUGCAGAGUUGCAACAUGGGCAAGCAGCUUCAAUGCAAAACGAAACUCCUUCUACGAAAGAGCAUUUCGUCUCCUCCCUCUCAACCACCAACACUCUCCCCACCUCCAUCUCCUCCACCACCCAACCCCCAACCUGGCAAUCCAUCGCCGCCCAUCGCCGCUACCAAAUCACCUCUUCCAUCCCCUCCGAAUGGCUCCUUUCACCACAUCUCCUCCAAUCCAAACGCCCCGUCGAUCUUGUAAAAACAUGUGGAUUAUUGAGUGAGCGCGAGAUAGGUAUUGUGUAUAGUACUGCGGUGGAUUUAUUGGAGAAAAUACGAGCGAGAGAGUAUACGGCUGUGGAGGUUACGACUGCAUUUUGUAUGGCGAGUGCAGUUGCGCAGCAGGGGACAAAUUGCCUAGCAUGGACCAUGUAUCCCUCCGCUCUUUCCCUCGCCGCAGAACUAGACGCACACAUGGAAAAAACAGGUAAACCAAUCGGACCACUCCACGGCCUACCAAUUUCCGUCAAAGAACACAUUUACCUCCAAAACACACCCUCGACAUCAGGGUUCGUAGCCUGGGCCGAUAACUUCUGUACGGAUGCCGCGCAAGAAGGAAUAUGCAUCAAAGUUCUACGAGAACAAGGCGCCAUAUUCCACGUCAAAACCACUAAUCCGCAAAGUCUCCUAUCCCUAGAAACCGACUCCAAUCUCUAUGGUGCCACAACCAAUCCACUCAACACGACACUUUCUCCUGGUGGUUCAUCGGGUGGCGAAUCGGCGCUGAUCGCUAUGCAUGGGUCGAUUUUGGGAAUUGGGACGGAUAUUGGGGGGAGUGUUAGGGUUCCUGCGUUAAAUUGUGGAUUGUAUGCUUUGAAGCCUUCAGUGGCGAGGUUGCCGCAUUCGGGACUGAAUGGUGCGCAUGAGGGUAUGGAGAGUAUUGUGGGGGUCGUGGGUCCUAUUGCGACUUGUGUCGCGGAUGUGGAAUUGUUUUGUAGGACGUUGUUGGAUGCUGAGCCUUGGAUAAGGGAGGUGGGGUUGCUUCCUAUUCCUUGGGGUGUGAGGGAAUCUUUGUCUUUAUCGACGUCGGUUUCUUAUGGGAAUGAUAAUGGGAAUGGGAGUGACAGGAAGUUAAGGAUAGGCAUGAUAUACACAGACGGAGUACACCACCCCCACCCCCCCAUUACCCGCAUCCUCCACCAAACCACUCUCAAACUACAAAACGCCGGACACGAAAUCGUCCCCUUUCCCACGCACCUCCACCGGCAACUCAUCCCCAUAAUCGACGCACUCUACCUUCUUGACGGCGGCACCGAAUACACCAAUAUCCUAUCCCAGACCUCCGAACCCGCCACUCCCCUCUUAUCUUGGUUAUUACACAAGGAAAGUACGCAGGAUCGAACGAUAGCACAACAGUGGACGUUGCACCGGGAGAGAAACCGUUUACAAGAUGCGUAUGCGACGCUUAUGAGGGAGGUGGGUGUGGAUUGUUUGGUGGGGCCUGGGGGGGUAAGUGUGGCGAGUAAGAGGGGGGAGGCGAGGUAUUGGGGUUGGGGAGGUGGAGGGGGGGAUUAUUGGGGGGGUGCGGAUGCUGGUGAGGGUGAGGGAGAGGGUGAGGUAAGGAGGACGGAGAUGGAGGGAUUAUGGAGGGACGAUGAGGGUAAGGGUGACGAGGAAGAUUCUGGGCCCAGGAAAUAUGAAGGUGGGAGUGUAGGGUUACAGAUUGUAGGGCGGAGAUUACAGGAGGAGAAAUUGUUGGACAUGGUGAAGAUUAUCGAGGGGGUUUUGAAGGGGUGA